AUGGGUCCAACUGCGCGAGUGGCGGUCCUCGGGGGGGGGUGGGUGACCGGGGCGCGGGGGUUCAGUAGGGGGGGGGGAGGGGGGGGGGGGCGGGGGCGGGGUGGGCUGGCUGGGGGGGGGGGUGGAGGGGGAGGGCGGCGGCGGGGGGGGUAUGGGGGGGGGACUGGGGUGGGCGGCGUGCGGGGGGUGGCUGUGGGGGUCACGUGCAUGGGGGGCUUUCGGUGGGGGGGGUCUGCGGGCACUCCGUGGGGGCCGGGGACGUGCGGGGGGUUUGGUGUGUAG
Messenger RNA from Dicrocoelium dendriticum, 282 nucleotides. The record is from the annotation of a GenBank genome assembly. NCBI's taxonomy places the organism in Eukaryota, Metazoa, Platyhelminthes, Trematoda, Plagiorchiida, Dicrocoeliidae.